This is a messenger RNA of Prunus armeniaca (apricot), 372 nucleotides long. The record is from the annotation of a GenBank genome assembly. NCBI's taxonomy places the organism in Eukaryota, Viridiplantae, Streptophyta, Magnoliopsida, Rosales, Rosaceae.
AUGUCUAACUUUGAUGGACCAAGUCAGGGUCUAUCAAAAAGAGGAGGAUUUAGUUAUGGUUCUUCAGGUAGUGGUUCGUCAGGGGGACGCGGAUCAAGUUCAAGAAAUGGAAGAUUUGGACCCAUGCCAAACUGGAGUCAAAAUUCCAAUCAACAAUCAGUUGCCAGCAUAGCUAGGGAUUCUUCACAGCGAAUUGGCUUAGCUUGUCGCAACUGUGGACAAAUUAGACACUUUAUUAGGGACUAUCUACAUUUCGAUCAGAGUGGUGGGCAGAGUCAGAGGACUCGCCUAGGUUGUUACGCUUGUGGACAAGUUGGACACAACAAGAGGAAUUGUCCUAGUCUCCAUCCAAGUGGUCCAACAAUGCAGUAG